UCUCAUCUCUAGCUCAGAAAGCAGCCAAUGGGGAAGUUUGCUUGUUUGUGUGAAGCAAAGCGGUUCAAAUAUAAAAUCGGCAAUAAGAGAUGUUGGAAACUACAUUGAUGAACAUACAAGCCAAAGAGGGAAAUUGGCAUCAGAAGGUGUUUUAUACAUUUUUGUACUUCGAGAGAGCCGAAGUGAAGAUUUGUUGAAGGUCUCUGGAACUGACUGACCAAAGUUUAAGGGGAUUUCCUCUGAAUUCCCAGUUGCAACUGUAUCCUCCCCUUCAGCCAUGGCUCCCUCACUGGCCACAGCAUUCUCCAGGCGCUGGUGGAUGGCAAUUACUGCGGUGAUUGAAAGCCUACUGUUCUCUGCUGUGCUGCUCGGAUGGGGCUCACUGCUGAUUAUGCUGAAAUCAGAGGGCUUUUACUCUUUCCUCUGCAGAGAGCCAGGUAACAGUACAGGGCAGAAUGUGUCAGAGAAUGGCAAUGGUACGACAACGAACCCUUCAGGUGAGGAGGAGUUCCUUCAGAUGAACGGCUGGACCAUCUGUAAAGCGCAAGAUGAGAUGCUGAACCUGGCCUUCACUAUCGGCUCCUUCCUCCUCAGUGCCAUCACACUACCCCUCGGUAUCAUAAUGGACAAGUACGGCCCACGCAAAUUACGACUGCUUGGAAGUGCCUCCUUUGCCCUCUCCUGCAUCCUGAUUGCAUAUGGAGCCAGUGACCCUAGAAAUCUCUCCAUCCUGAUCUUCUUUGCCCUGGCGCUGAAUGGGUUUGGAGGCAUGUGCAUGACCUUCACCUCGCUCACACUUCCCAACAUGUUUGGUGAUCUUCGUUCUACAUUCAUUGCACUCAUGAUUGGCUCGUACGCCUCAUCUGCUGUCACAUUCCCAGGGAUAAAGGUGAUCUACGACCUCGGUGUUGCCUUCAUCACCAUCCUGCUGGUGUGGGCUAGCUGUGCCGGCCUGGUCUUCAUCAACUGCUUCUUCAACUGGCCACUCGAGCCCUUCCCAGGACCUGAGGACAUGGAUUACACUGUAAAGAUCAAGUUCAGCUGGCUGGGCUUUGACCAUAAGAUCACAGGCAAACAGUUCUACAGGCAGGUGACCACAGUUGGUCGGAGACUGAGUGUAGGCAAUUCCAUGAAAAACCCUCCAAAACAGCUGGCCACCCAGGAUGGCAAUAAACUCUGCCUUUCCACCCUCGAUCUAGAGGUCCAAUGCAAGCCUGAAGAGGAAUCCCAGUCCUUCAUGCGGAGCAUCUUCAGCCCCAUAUUCAUGCUCAGCCUCAUCACAAUGUGUGUGACUCAGCUCAGACUCAUCUUCUACAUGGGAGCCAUGAACAACAUACUGGAGUCCCUUGCUGAAGGAGACCUAAACAAAGUGGAGAGGAUGGAAAUGGUGAGCAUGUACACAUCUGUCUUCGGGGUUCUGCAGUUGCUCUGUCUCCUGACGGCCCCCGUGAUUGGUUACAUCAUGGACUGGAAGCUCAAAGAGUGUGAGGAUGAGAAUGAGAAACAAGUUGCAAAGGAUCCUGCCCAACCAAAGAAACGUGACAGGCAGAUCCAGAAGAUUAGCAACGCCACCCGUGCAUUCAUCUUCACUAACUUGCUGCUGGUCGGCUUUGGGAUGACCUGCUUGGUGCCAAACCUUCCUCUACAGAUUUUGUCCUUUGUGUUGCAUACCAUUGUAAGAGGCUUCAUCCACUCUGCAGUUGGUGGUUUGUAUGCUGCUGUGUACCCGUCCUCUCAAUUUGGUAGUCUUACAGGAAUGCAGUCUCUUAUUAGCGCACUCUUUGCAUUGCUGCAGCAGCCCCUCUUCAUGGCCAUGAUGGGCCCACUGGAGGGGGAUCCACUUUGGGUAAACGUGGGGUUACUGGUCCUGAGCAUGCUGGGUUUCUGCCUGCCCAGCUAUCUUCUGUGCUACGGCAGGCAGCUGCGCACACAGAAACAGGAGCACGAGGAAGACCCCAAGAUCUACGUUCAGAUUAACAACAGCACCAACCCUGAAGCCUUUGUCUAACUGUUAACACACAUAUGACAGCAGCCAGAAAGAGAGAGAGAGAGAGAGCAGGAGGAAGGAGAGAAAAUGGGAGAGAGGAUUGCAGGUCACAAGACGAGUGAUAAUACCUCCCUGAUCCCUCCAUCAGUCUGCACCUACACUCAAACAUUGAUGCAUUACCACACACACACACAAACACAUAUGUGACACACUAACAGGCACAAUUACAGCCAAAGCAAGAGUGUUUCACCAUGUGCCACACAAACACGUUUACAUACUCCCUAAACAAGUGGACUGAACGAACACUGUGAAAGGCAAGUCUCAGAGCUAAAGGCCAUGUCCUCUGCUCUCACCUUCUCUUCUUUAAUACAGAAGGCCAUACACCCAAAAAAUGAUGCACUUGUUCUGGAAAUAGACACGGGCAACAUCUAGACAUUAUGUAUUGCCGCCUGACAAUAAAGAAGAGAAAGGCACGCUCUGCCCUUCCCUCUUUUCCUGUGUUUAUCGUUUUAUUUUAGCAUUUCACACAAUGGCGAUACGAAAGCCGAACCGUUCAAAGUCAGUGAAAUUCUCUCAGAUUUGAGAAGUCCUUACGAUGCUUCCUCAACAGAGCAGUAAAUGUGUAUCACUCACUAGUGUUUAACCAGUAAUCAAGCUCGUUUCAUAUGCAAACUCAGCCAAAACACUUUCCUCAUUGUUAGUUAGGCAGUUCUUACAAACUCAGAUGGUGGAUUUUAAAUCAGUAUGAAGACUUUACAUUUUCAAGCCCACAAAGCUCCUGAAAUGCAAGAACUCUUUUCAUUUUUAUUUCAGUUUGUUGUUUUUUUAUCAGUCAGACAAGCCGAAUGAGAAAAGACCUGAACCCUCCAUUGCAAUUUGAAAAUGGCUAUACCAUAGAGGACCUUAGUGGGACAACGUUCCCAGUCGUUAACUCCAUGAUGGCCUGGGUUGUUAAAACCACUUUAAAACAGAAAGAUACUGCACAUUAUCUGUCCCAGUUCUACCCUCUGCAAUUAGAGACAAGUGGCUUUCAUUGUCUCCUCUGGGCUAUUAUUCAGUAUGGUACCAGUAUGUUAUGGACAGCAUGAGCAUGAAACUGCAGCUUUUUCUGGACUGGGCUGAUAUUAAAGGACUUUCCUACCAUAGCAAUUGAGACUAAUGUAAUCUGUGCACAAUUUUGAAGAAAAAUUUGCUUUGGCAUGCACAUUCAAAACAUCUAAGCCAAUUCACAAACUUAGAUUCAUUUUGUACAUAUCAGUCCAUGCAGAAGGUUGCAGAGGCCUAAAUCUAAAACAAUGUUUUGGCUGAGGACUGGAUAAUUAUGGACUAGCUUCACAUUCAGUUCAAGAGUGACUGAUCUUCACAAGCAAUACUAUCCCACACUUAUCUUACAGUUAAUCUGAAGGUCUGUUCUCUAUACUACUUACCCAUACAGCAUUACUGGUUGGUCUUCACUUGUUAGCACAAAAAAGUGUGUUUUUUCCUCGUAUUACUUGUUUGUUUUGACUUAAAUGUAAAAAAUUAUUCAGGGUGUUUCGCAUUUCAAGUAAUAAUAAUAAUUCAUAUCAGAUUUAUCUACCUGCAAUAUGAUCCCUUCAAGCUUUGCUCAGUCACUUGAUUAAGGUGCUUUGAAGGGUACAAAUCGAGACAUGGUAUAAAGUAUACACAGUGUACUAGGGUAGAUUAGGGUAAAUAAAAGAUGUCAUGAUAUUGAAUAUCUUGCACUACAGUAAACAAAGGUCUCAUAAAUACAAAGGUGCUUAUUUUAGCCAUUACAGAGUAUAUGCAUGCUGUUCCAUUCUCAGAUACAUACCCGUAAACAUGUUAGCCAUUCAAGAUACAAGAUUGAUGUUCUGGUCUGAUUAUCAUUUAACAAAGUGCUUGAGAGAGAGAGAGAGAGAAUAGAACUGUUUUCUAUAUUGGUCAAGUAGUGGCUGUUUAGUUACUUCUACACACACACACACACACACACACACACACACACA
Messenger RNA from Myxocyprinus asiaticus (Chinese sucker), 3972 nucleotides. RefSeq names its product large neutral amino acids transporter small subunit 4-like. The transcript is spliced from 15 exons. Lineage: Eukaryota; Metazoa; Chordata; Actinopteri; Cypriniformes; Catostomidae. Gene Ontology annotation, biological process: neutral amino acid transport; transmembrane transport. Gene Ontology annotation, molecular function: neutral L-amino acid transmembrane transporter activity; L-amino acid transmembrane transporter activity. Bases 278 to 2008 code for a protein of 576 amino acids. The record is from RefSeq and is a predicted model, not a curated record.